Xenopus tropicalis (tropical clawed frog) is the source of this 2343-nucleotide messenger RNA. RefSeq names its product C-type lectin domain family 4 member G. The record is from RefSeq and is a predicted model, not a curated record. The coding region runs from base 770 to 1921 and encodes 383 amino acids. Lineage: Eukaryota; Metazoa; Chordata; Amphibia; Anura; Pipidae. Gene Ontology annotation, molecular function: carbohydrate binding. The transcript has 13 exons.
UAUAUAUAUAUAUAUAGUCUUACUGACUGUACAUAUUUCAGAGGACACAAGGGCAUUGGUGUUGGUCAGAAGAAAGGACUGAGUGGUGAGUGGUGAGGAAUAGUUAUCCUAAUGUAACUGAAAAACGCAGUAAAACUGACAUUUUUAUUUGGAAAAAUGUAAGUGUCCAUUAUUUUUUUUCUAUAAAUACAUGUAAAUGUUGAUGACUGUAAAAUAUAGACUUUGGGAAUCUAUGUCCAUAAAUUACCAAAAUGCUAUCGGGAUUAUUCCCAUCAUUGAAUUUUUGAGAAAGCAAUUAUGUAUUAGUCUAAACGGCUGAACCCUGGGUAAUUAUAGGUAGAGCUGCUUUGUUAAUAGGUUCCUUGGUUCACUCUCUAAUGGUUUGUGGGGUGUAGAGACAACAAAAAGGGAGAGUUGGGGUGUAGCAAAGCCCAUCACUUUGGAUAUAAAACAUUAUCUGUCAGAACCACUAACAUUAACUGACACCACCAGAGUAAAUAGUAAUGAGGGUUUUUUUUUAGCAUUCAACAGUUCCAGUCCCCUGCCCUUACUCACUGUGACCUUCAUGUGGGAUCCCCUGGGACCCUGCUGCCCCUAUACUAUCUGUGGAAGGGUGUGUGGGUUCCUACUCGCUCUGAUGGUCCAAAACAGGAAGGGGUGUAUGUAAGUGUGAGUAGGGGAGUUCUGGGAAGAAGAACUAGAAUCUGUGUUUGUGUGAGAGCAGGCACAGCAAGAGGACACUGCCAACCAGCACCUUCUUUUGGGCUCAAUGCAGAGCAGAAUGGAGAACGUUUAUGGGAAUAGGAUGGACAAUUACAUGAAAGAUAACAGCUUUAAAUGUGAUGAUGAUGAUGAUGAUGAUUAUGAAAAUAUGAACACUAUGAAGCCACCAUCUUUGCCUUCCCGAGGGAAAAAGGGGGUCAAAGCCAAUAUUCGGAAGGAAGACUUUGCAAUGAAAAGUACUGGAAGGCCUGAAACUUGCUCAGCUGGGGCACAACGUAAUACCCCCGCAGUGUUGGAGACAAACACCUCUGAUGUUCCAAGAUUCCAAACACCACGCAUCGGUUUGGAUUUUUCAUCAGCGGCCGUGAAUGAGGCAUUUAGAGAUCUGCCAGAUACAAGUGCAGAAACCAAUGAGAACAAAGAUAAAGGGCCACACAGGAGAACUGUUCUGUUCCUAGGGGCAAUGCUGAUCCUCAUGUUGCUCCUGUGUAUAACAGGGACAAGCCUCCUCUACAUAUAUUUGUCUCAGUUUCAAGAUGCGUCUACGAAAGGGCAAGACAGCCUCAAGGCAGACAUAAGGGAAAUCAAUAAGACCCUGGGAUCUCAAGUUCAAGAGGCCUCUAAAGAGGAAAGGAACCUCAAGGAAGACCUAAGCAAAAUCAAUCAAACCCUAUACUCUAUGGAAAUGCCAUCUAAAAAGCAGGUGGAUAAUCUCAAGGCACAAAUAACAGACUUCAAACAAACGAUUGAGAAAGAAGAAAAAGGGCUCCUGACGCAGAUCCUUAAACUGAAAAAUGCAAUACAGAAACAAGGUAUCUGCAAAUUGUGUCCCCCUGACUGGAAACUAGUGGGCUUCAAUUGCUAUUUUUUCUCCAAAGAGCCCAAAAGUUGGGCUGAUUCAAGACAACAGUGCCAAAAACUUGGGUCUGACCUCCUUAUCUUUACAGAUCAGGCGGAGGUGGAUGCUCUUUAUCAGUACAUGCAAAAUAAGAGAUUCUGGAUUGGACUCCAAAGAAAUAAAGACCAGAAGUGGAAUUGGGUGGAUGGAAAAGCAUUAACCUUCAACCGAUGGGGCACUGGCGAGCCUAAUAACGCAGGCUCUGGUGAGCACUGUGGUGAGACCUUAUCAAGAUACUGGAAUGACCUUAAGUGCGGCGAUAUAAUUGACUUUAUCUGCGAAGGACCCCCAGACUGCUGAGGAAUUCCAACCAUUUAAAAAAAUCUGGAGAACAUCCAAUGUCAGGUGGUUGAGACGGACACAUUUUAGCCUAAAUCCCUUUUGCAGCACAAAGAUUUGUUUAUUGUUGUCUCAGCAGUGUCCCAUCUUUGUGCAAGUGCCUAAAAUAAUAUGUUUUUUGUUUCAUUAUCCUGGCACGAGCACCUCAGGAACUAAUUAGCGUAUAGGGUGUUUUUGGCGCUGUUUUGUGACGGAUGGCAGUAAAAUCCAUUUCCACUGGUAGAAAGAAAAACAGCAGAGAAAGCACCCCAUAUGCUAACUGCCUGUUAGUUUUCUGUACCAUAUUGGUGCAGUGCUUCUCCCCAUAGCACAUAUCCAGCUAAUAUUAUAACAGCUUAGGUUAAACCGAGAGAAUAUAAUAAAUAAAUGUAAAUAUAUGUGGA